AUGAAUGAAGUGCGUCGUCAUUCAGUAUACUUUGUUGAUCAAAUGGAAGCGAUUGGACCACUUUAUGACAUGAUUCAGAAAGGAGAAUUUGUAGCUUCAUACGGUGCACGAGCUUCCGGGAAGUCUACACGGGUGGAUCAAGCUAUGUUUGAGUUGGAAAGAAGAGGUAUGUUUGCAUUUGCAGAUGAUGACGUUAAAACCUCAUUUCUUGGAGCAAUUCGUAACAUUAAAAAUUCAAAAAGACACUAUGCACUCUGGUCUGCUGUGGUCAUCGGUCCCCUAAGUAUUUUAUUUCUGAAAUCAGACAAAAUGAAUAUCUCGCCAUUAAACGUUAAGGAGCCAUUUAGGAACCCAAAUUUCACUCUGGCACAAGCAUGCUGGCCUUGUCUGCCUUUGUGGCAAGGCUAUCAGUUCUUUAGAAAGAACUUGACGAAAGAAGAUCUUGAUUUCGUACUCUGGUCAAACUUCGUUGCCAGUUUACAACUAACAGUUCGUAUGAUUACUUAUAACACAUUUAAAAAGAUGGUUGACAAUCUUAUUACGCUUGAUAUUGCUAAGGGAGCUUUGGACCUUCUCCGAUCUGUAUUUUUAGGAUUUUUCGAUUUUAUACAAAUUCAUGACCUUGAAGAAGAAGACAAGCAGAUUUCCUAA
Messenger RNA from Rhizophagus irregularis DAOM 181602=DAOM 197198, 651 nucleotides. NCBI's taxonomy places the organism in Eukaryota, Fungi, Glomeromycota, Glomeromycetes, Glomerales, Glomeraceae. The record is from RefSeq and is a predicted model, not a curated record.